AUGGGCAACGGCAGCGGCGAGAAGUGGGAGCUACGCACCGAACGCGGCGGCAACAAGGUGAAGUCGCGGAUUCGCACGCCGUCGAUGAUCUUCAAUUCGCCGCUCUCGAUCCCCAUCGCCGGCCUGCAAUCGCUGGCGUCGGUGAUGCCGGUGUCGGAGGGUCCGCUCAGCACGAGCAUCGCCCUCAAGCGCCGGCGGGGCAACUCGCUCUCGUCGCCGCUCUCGUCACCGCGCGAGCGACACACCUACGCCCAGCUGUCGCCCGUCAACAACUCAAGCAGCUCGCCGGUCAACUCUCCGCCGUCGGCUUCCACCUUCUCCUCCUCGUCAUCGUCGUCGCACUCUGCGUCGCCCUACAGCGUUGGUGCCCGGAGCUCAAUAGAGACCUCGCCCCGGACUGCGCUUCGCAACACACUGCGGAGCAUUCGUGCAUCGCGCUUCGUGGACCUGGAAAGCUCAGAGAUCAGCGACGCGGAUGUGUCACAGCUCUUGAGUGAGUACAAGGAGCUGGUGGGUAUUGUCAAGACUGUCUCCUCCCUCCAAGAACAGUAA
Molecule: messenger RNA, 552 nt
Organism: Acanthamoeba castellanii str. Neff
Lineage: Eukaryota; Discosea; Longamoebia; Acanthamoebidae
Exons: 4
Coding region: 1-552 (183 amino acids)
Source: RefSeq, a predicted model, not a curated record